ACAACGUGCCAUACUAUGACGGUAGAGGGGUAAGAUCUGACCGUUAUUUAUCAAGUCAAUUAUUGCUGUCCUGUGAAGGUUGGAAAGAUUUUAAUGCCGUGUGUUGGUGCUUUGAAGGUGGCUACUUUCCAAGUGGUUUUAGCCUCCAGUGUUCAGCGCUCUUUCAUCCUGCUGAAUUAUGGAAACAUCUCACAGUUGGGACAAACCUGGCUGGCUGGUUACGACACGGUGGACUCGGUCAAUUCUUUCACUAUUAAAGUAAGCAAUGCCUCAGAACUCUCAUCCAGCAGCAAUACCAAUGUGAAUGGCCGCUCCUCUUUCCCAGUGGAUGGCUCAACAAAAGUGCCAAGCAAUUUCCUACCUUCAGACGAUGGACAAGCAGUGAACUCCACUGCCAACGAUGGAAGCUCAGAUGCCAUUUCCCUGCAGCAGCCUUUCAAAUACUUUGGACGUACAUACAGUCAGAUCUAUCUGAACAGCAAUGGAUACCUAACAUUUACUAAGCCGCUGCCUGCCUCCAACUCCUCCCUGAACUCUAAAAGAGAUAUCAUUGCUCCUCUUUGGACUCAACUUGACAGUAGACAUGGUGGAAGCACCUCCUACGUCCAUAAGCCAAGCAGUAAUGUACUGGCACAAGUCACUGCAGCGGUCAAGCAAUACUUCCCCAACAUACCUUUUGCAGCUACUUCAGCGUUUGUCGCUACCUGGAAGAGUGUGCCAUACAAUAAUAGUGGAGGGGUGGUCAAUUUCCAAGUGGUUCUCGCUUACAAUGUUCAUCGCUCUUUUGUCUUCAUCUAUUAUGGAGAUAUUGCAGAGACAGGACAGCCAUGGCAGGCUGGCUAUAGCACCGUGGACUCUGCUAGCUCUUUCCAAGUUCCAGCACGCAGUGUCUCGGAACUCUCAUCAAGCAGUAAUAUCAAGGUGGCAGGUUGCUGGGCUUUCCAGGUGGAUGGGUCGCCAAAAUUGCCAGACAAUUUCAUACCAUUUGGGAAUGGAGAAAUGGUAACACCCCGUUUGGAUAACGGCAGCUCUGAAGCCAUUAUACUGCAGCAGCCUUUCAAAUAUUUUGGACGCUCUCUGAGUCAGACCUUUGUGAAUAACAAUGGCCUUCUAACGUUUGCCAAGCCGCCGUCCGACUGCGUCCCCUUUCUGAACUCUGGAAGAGACCUCAUUGCCCCCCUGUGGACUCACUUUGACAACAGACAGGGUGGAACCAUCUCCUGUAGAGAGGAUACGAGCAGUGAUGUACUGGCACAAGUCACCGCAGCUGUUAAACAAAACUCCCCUAACGCAAAUUUUACUGCUUCAUCAGCUUUUGUUGCUACCUGGGACAACGUGCCAUACUAUGACGGUAGAGGGGUGGCUACUUUCCAAGUGGUUUUAGCCUCCAGUGUUCAGCGCUCUUUCAUCCUGCUGAAUUAUGGAAACAUCUCACAGUUGGGACAAACCUGGCUGGCUGGUUACGACACGGUGGACUCGGUCAAUUCUUUCACUAUUAAAGUAGGCAAUGCCUCAGAACUCUCAUCCAGCAGCAAUACCAAUGUGAAUGGCCGCUCCUCUUUCCCAGUGGAUGGCUCAACAAAAGUGCCAAGCAAUUUCCUACCUUCAGACGAUGGACAAGCAGUGAACUCCACUGCCAACGAUGGAAGCUCAGAUGCCAUUUCCCUGCAGCAGCCUUUCAAAUACUUUGGACGUACAUACAGUCAGAUCUAUCUGAACAGCAAUGGAUACCUAACAUUUACUAAGCCGCUGCCUGCCUCCAACUCCUCCCUGAACUCUAAAAGAGAUAUCAUUGCUCCUCUUUGGACUCAACUUGACAGUAGACAUGGUGGAAGCACCUCCUACGUCCAUAAGCCAAGCAGUAAUGUACUGGCACAAGUCACUGCAGCGGUCAAGCAAUACUUCCCCAACAUACCUUUUGCAGCUACUUCAGCGUUUGUCGCUACCUGGAAGAGUGUGCCAUACAAUAAUAGUGGAGGGGUGGUCAAUUUCCAAGUGGUUCUCGCUUACAAUGUUCAUCGCUCUUUUGUCUUCAUCUAUUAUGGAGAUAUUGCAGAGACAGGACAGCCAUGGCAGGCUGGCUAUAGCACCGUGGACUCUGCUAGCUCUUUCCAAGUUCCAGCACGCAGUGUCUCGGAACUCUCAUCAAGCAGUAAUAUCAAGGUGGCAGGUUGCUGGGCUUUCCAGGUGGAUGGGUCGCCAAAAUUGCCAGACAAUUUCAUACCAUUUGGGAAUGGAGAAAUGGUAACACCCCGUUUGGAUAACGGCAGCUCUGAAGCCAUUAUACUGCAGCAGCCUUUCAAAUAUUUUGGACGCUCUCUGAGUCAGACCUUUGUGAAUAACAAUGGCCUUCUAACGUUUGCCAAGCCGCCGUCCGACUGCGUCCCCUUUCUGAACUCUGGAAGAGACCUCAUUGCCCCCCUGUGGACUCACUUUGACAACAGACAGGGUGGAACCAUCUCCUGUAGAGAGGAUACGAGCAGUGAUGUACUGGCACAAGUCACCGCAGCUGUUAAACAAAACUCCCCUAACGCAAAUUUUACUGCUUCAUCAGCUUUUGUUGCUACCUGGGACAACGUGCCAUACUAUGACGGUAGAGGGGUGGCUACUUUCCAAGUGGUUUUAGCCUCCAGUGUUCAGCGCUCUUUCAUCCUGCUGAAUUAUGGAAACAUCUCACAGUUGGGACAAACCUGGCUGGCUGGUUACGACACGGUGGACUCGGUCAAUUCUUUCACUAUUAAAGUAGGCAAUGCCUCAGAACUCUCAUCCAGCAGCAAUACCAAUGUGAAUGGCCGCUCCUCUUUCCCAGUGGAUGGCUCAACAAAAGUGCCAAGCAAUUUCCUACCUUCAGACGAUGGACAAGCAGUGAACUCCACUGCCAACGAUGGAAGCUCAGAUGCCAUUUCCCUGCAGCAGCCUUUCAAAUACUUUGGACGUACAUACAGUCAGAUCUAUCUGAACAGCAAUGGAUACCUAACAUUUACUAAGCCGCUGCCUGCCUCCAACUCCUCCCUGAACUCUAAAAGAGAUAUCAUUGCUCCUCUUUGGACUCAACUUGACAGUAGACAUGGUGGAAGCACCUCCUACGUCCAUAAGCCAAGCAGUAAUGUACUGGCACAAGUCACUGCAGCGGUCAAGCAAUACUUCCCCAACAUACCUUUUGCAGCUACUUCAGCGUUUGUCGCUACCUGGAAGAGUGUGCCAUACAAUAAUAGUGGAGGGGUGGUCAAUUUCCAAGUGGUUCUCGCUUACAAUGUUCAUCGCUCUUUUGUCUUCAUCUAUUAUGGAGAUAUUGCAGAGACAGGACAGCCAUGGCAGGCUGGCUAUAGCACCGUGGACUCUGCUAGCUCUUUCCAAGUUCCAGCACGCAGUGUCUCGGAACUCUCAUCAAGCAGUAAUAUCAAGGUGGCAGGUUGCUGGGCUUUCCAGGUGGAUGGGUCGCCAAAAUUGCCAGACAAUUUCAUACCAUUUGGGAAUGGAGAAAUGGUAACACCCCGUUUGGAUAACGGCAGCUCUGAAGCCAUUAUACUGCAGCAGCCUUUCAAAUAUUUUGGACGCUCUCUGAGUCAGACCUUUGUGAAUAACAAUGGCCUUCUAACGUUUGCCAAGCCGCCGUCCGACUGCGUCCCCUUUCUGAACUCUGGAAGAGACCUCAUUGCCCCCCUGUGGACUCACUUUGACAACAGACAGGGUGGAACCAUCUCCUGUAGAGAGGAUACGAGCAGUGAUGUACUGGCACAAGUCACCGCAGCUGUUAAACAAAACUCCCCUAACGCAAAUUUUACUGCUUCAUCAGCUUUUGUUGCUACCUGGGACAACGUGCCAUACUAUGACGGUAGAGGGGUGGCUACUUUCCAAGUGGUUUUAGCCUCCAGUGUUCAGCGCUCUUUCAUCCUGCUGAAUUAUGGAAACAUCUCACAGUUGGGACAAACCUGGCUGGCUGGUUACGACACGGUGGACUCGGUCAAUUCUUUCACUAUUAAAGUAGGCAAUGCCUCAGAACUCUCAUCCAGCAGCAAUACCAAUGUGAAUGGCCGCUCCUCUUUCCCAGUGGAUGGCUCAACAAAAGUGCCAAGCAAUUUCCUACCUUCAGACGAUGGACAAGCAGUGAACUCCACUGCCAACGAUGGAAGCUCAGAUGCCAUUUCCCUGCAGCAGCCUUUCAAAUACUUUGGACGUACAUACAGUCAGAUCUAUCUGAACAGCAAUGGAUACCUAACAUUUACUAAGCCGCUGCCUGCCUCCAACUCCUCCCUGAACUCUAAAAGAGAUAUCAUUGCUCCUCUUUGGACUCAACUUGACAGUAGACAUGGUGGAAGCACCUCCUACGUCCAUAAGCCAAGCAGUAAUGUACUGGCACAAGUCACUGCAGCGGUCAAGCAAUACUUCCCCAACAUACCUUUUGCAGCUACUUCAGCGUUUGUCGCUACCUGGAAGAGUGUGCCAUACAAUAAUAGUGGAGGGGUGGUCAAUUUCCAAGUGGUUCUCGCUUACAAUGUUCAUCGCUCUUUUGUCUUCAUCUAUUAUGGAGAUAUUGCAGAGACAGGACAGCCAUGGCAGGCUGGCUAUAGCACCGUGGACUCUGCUAGCUCUUUCCAAGUUCCAGCACGCAGUGUCUCGGAACUCUCAUCAAGCAGUAAUAUCAAGGUGGCAGGUUGCUGGGCUUUCCAGGUGGAUGGGUCGCCAAAAUUGCCAGACAAUUUCAUACCAUUUGGGAAUGGAGAAAUGGUAACACCCCGUUUGGAUAACGGCAGCUCUGAAGCCAUUAUACUGCAGCAGCCUUUCAAAUAUUUUGGACGCUCUCUGAGUCAGACCUUUGUGAAUAACAAUGGCCUUCUAACGUUUGCCAAGCCGCCGUCCGACUGCGUCCCCUUUCUGAACUCUGGAAGAGACCUCAUUGCCCCCCUGUGGACUCACUUUGACAACAGACAGGGUGGAACCAUCUCCUGUAGAGAGGAUACGAGCAGUGAUGUACUGGCACAAGUCACCGCAGCUGUUAAACAAAACUCCCCUAACGCAAAUUUUACUGCUUCAUCAGCUUUUGUUGCUACCUGGGACAACGUGCCAUACUAUGACGGUAGAGGGGUGGCUACUUUCCAAGUGGUUUUAGCCUCCAGUGUUCAGCGCUCUUUCAUCCUGCUGAAUUAUGGAAACAUCUCACAGUUGGGACAAACCUGGCUGGCUGGUUACGACACGGUGGACUCGGUCAAUUCUUUCACUAUUAAAGUAAGCAAUGCCUCAGAACUCUCAUCCAGCAGCAAUACCAAUGUGAAUGGCCGCUCCUCUUUCCCAGUGGAUGGCUCAACAAAAGUGCCAAGCAAUUUCCUACCUUCAGACGAUGGACAAGCAGUGAACUCCACUGCCAACGAUGGAAGCUCAGAUGCCAUUUCCCUGCAGCAGCCUUUCAAAUACUUUGGACGUACAUACAGUCAGAUCUAUCUGAACAGCAAUGGAUACCUAACAUUUACUAAGCCGCUGCCUGCCUCCAACUCCUCCCUGAACUCUAAAAGAGAUAUCAUUGCUCCUCUUUGGACUCAACUUGACAGUAGACAUGGUGGAAGCACCUCCUACGUCCAUAAGCCAAGCAGUAAUGUACUGGCACAAGUCACUGCAGCGGUCAAGCAAUACUUCCCCAACAUACCUUUUGCAGCUACUUCAGCGUUUGUCGCUACCUGGAAGAGUGUGCCAUACAAUAAUAGUGGAGGGGUGGUCAAUUUCCAAGUGGUUCUCGCUUACAAUGUUCAUCGCUCUUUUGUCUUCAUCUAUUAUGGAGAUAUUGCAGAGACAGGACAGCCAUGGCAGGCUGGCUAUAGCACCGUGGACUCUGCUAGCUCUUUCCAAGUUCCAGCACGCAGUGUCUCGGAACUCUCAUCAAGCAGUAAUAUCAAGGUGACAGGUUGCUGGGCUUUCCAGGUGGAUGGGUCGCCAAAAUUGCCAGACAAUUUCAUACCAUUUGGGAAUGGAGAAAUGGUAACACCCCGUUUGGAUAACGGCAGCUCUGAAGCCAUUAUACUGCAGCAGCCUUUCAAAUAUUUUGGACGCUCUCUGAGUCAGACCUUUGUGAAUAACAAUGGCCUUCUAACGUUUGCCAAGCCGCCGUCCGACUGCGUCCCCUUUCUGAACUCUGGAAGAGACCUCAUUGCCCCCCUGUGGACUCACUUUGACAACAGACAGGGUGGAACCAUCUCCUGUAGAGAGGAUACGAGCAGUGAUGUACUGGCACAAGUCACCGCAGCUGUUAAACAAAACUCCCCUAACGCAAAUUUUACUGCUUCAUCAGCUUUUGUUGCUACCUGGGACAACGUGCCAUACUAUGACGGUAGAGGGGUGGCUACUUUCCAAGUGGUUUUAGCCUCCAGUGUUCAGCGCUCUUUCAUCCUGCUGAAUUAUGGAAACAUCUCACAGUUGGGACAAACCUGGCUGGCUGGUUACGACACGGUGGACUCGGUCAAUUCUUUCACUAUUAAAGUAAGCAAUGCCUCAGAACUCUCAUCCAGCAGCAAUACCAAUGUGAAUGGCCGCUCCUCUUUCCCAGUGGAUGGCUCAACAAAAGUGCCAAGCAAUUUCCUACCUUCAGACGAUGGACAAGCAGUGAACUCCACUGCCAACGAUGGAAGCUCAGAUGCCAUUUCCCUGCAGCAGCCUUUCAAAUACUUUGGACGUACAUACAGUCAGAUCUAUCUGAACAGCAAUGGAUACCUAACAUUUACUAAGCCGCUGCCUGCCUCCAACUCCUCCCUGAACUCUAAAAGAGAUAUCAUUGCUCCUCUUUGGACUCAACUUGACAGUAGACAUGGUGGAAGCACCUCCUACGUCCAUAAGCCAAGCAGUAAUGUACUGGCACAAGUCACUGCAGCGGUCAAGCAAUACUUCCCCAACAUACCUUUUGCAGCUACUUCAGCGUUUGUCGCUACCUGGAAGAGUGUGCCAUACAAUAAUAGUGGAGGGGUGGUCAAUUUCCAAGUGGUUCUCGCUUACAAUGUUCAUCGCUCUUUUGUCUUCAUCUAUUAUGGAGAUAUUGCAGAGACAGGACAGCCAUGGCAGGCUGGCUAUAGCACCGUGGACUCUGCUAGCUCUUUCCAAGUUCCAGCACGCAGUGUCUCGGAACUCUCAUCAAGCAGUAAUAUCAAGGUGACAGGUUGCUGGGCUUUCCAGGUGGAUGGGUCGCCAAAAUUGCCAGACAAUUUCAUACCAUUUGGGAAUGGAGAAAUGGUAACACCCCGUUUGGAUAACGGCAGCUCUGAAGCCAUUAUACUGCAGCAGCCUUUCAAAUAUUUUGGACGCUCUCUGAAUCAGACCUUUGUGAAUAACAAUGGCCUUCUAACGUUUGCCAAGCCGCCGUCCGACUGCGUCCCCUUUCUGAACUCUGGAAGAGACCUCAUUGCCCCCCUGUGGACUCACUUUGACAACAGACAGGGUGGAACCAUCUCCUAUAGAGAGGAUACAAGCUGUGCUGUACUGGCACAAGUCACCGCAGCUGUUAAACAAUACUCCCCUAACAUAGAUUUUACUGCUUCCUCAGCUUUUGUUGCUACCUGGGACAACGUGCCAUACUAUGACGGUAGAGGGGUGGCUACUUUCCAAGUGGUUUUAGCCUCCAGUGUUCAGCGCUCUUUCAUCCUGCUGAAUUAUGGAAACAUCUCACAGUUGGGACAAACCUGGCUGGCUGGUUACGACACGGUGGACUCGGUCAAUUCUUUCACUAUUAAAGUAAGCAAUGCCUCAGAACUCUCAUCCAGCAGCAAUACCAAUGUGAAUGGCCGCUCCUCUUUCCCAGUGGAUGGCUCAACAAAAGUGCCAAGCAAUUUCCUACCUUCAGACGAUGGACAAGCAGUGAACUCCACUGCCAACGAUGGAAGCUCAGAUGCCAUUUCCCUGCAGCAGCCUUUCAAAUACUUUGGACGUACAUACAGUCAGAUCUAUCUGAACAGCAAUGGAUACCUAACAUUUACUAAGCCGCUGCCUGCCUCCAACUCCUCCCUGAACUCUAAAAGAGAUAUCAUUGCUCCUCUUUGGACUCAACUUGACAGUAGACAUGGUGGAAGCACCUCCUACGUCCAUAAGCCAAGCAGUAAUGUACUGGCACAAGUCACUGCAGCGGUCAAGCAAUACUUCCCCAACAUACCUUUUGCAGCUACUUCAGCGUUUGUCGCUACCUGGAAGAGUGUGCCAUACAAUAAUAGUGGAGGGGUGGUCAAUUUCCAAGUGGUUCUCGCUUACAAUGUUCAUCGCUCUUUUGAUUGGGAGUGA
Molecule: messenger RNA, 8250 nt
Organism: Danio aesculapii
Lineage: Eukaryota; Metazoa; Chordata; Actinopteri; Cypriniformes; Danionidae
Exons: 54
Coding region: 94-8250 (2718 amino acids)
Biological process (GO): cell-matrix adhesion
Source: RefSeq, a predicted model, not a curated record